GAGAAGUUGCUACUGAGAUAAUCAAUUGAACGUGAAAUAUCCUAAUCCACCGUAGUCAUGUUAAACGAAAUGUGUUAUGCCUUUCCUGCUGGCGAUGAAAGCGAUGGGAGUAACGACGAGUGGGACAUUGGGUAUUCUGAUAAUAAUAAAAAAUCUUGCUGGCAGUCUUCCGAAACACAUGUAAAUGGAGAAGAUAAAGUAUCCACCUUGAAAAGGGCCAUUACCGCGGGGAAUGUCGACCUGGUGCGCGAACUCUUAGACAGCGGUCUGAACGUGGAGACACGGCUCGGCUUCGGCUGGACUCCUCUCAUGUGCGCUGUCCAUGUGGCCCACUUUGAGCUCGCUGAACUUCUGCUGGAUCACGGCGCAAGUGCAAACUUCAGCAGAGACCACUAUACAGUUCUGAUGGCUGCUUGCACAGCGGCGUCUGCCACAGAAGAGACGAUCUCCAGGUGUGUUGCUCUGCUGCUCAGUCGCAACGCUGACCCCAAUGUCUGCAACAGGAGCAGUAUGACGUGUUUGAUGCUGGCAGCCAGAGAUGGCUAUUGUCAGGUGAUUAAUUUGCUGGUUUCACAUGGAGCGGAGCUGAACUUUCAGAAUGACAAUGGGCUCACGGCCCUCGUAGUAGCAGUGCAGUAUGGACGUCAAGCAGCUGUGCUGAAGCUGCUUCAACUAGGAGCAGAUAAGUUCAUCAAAACCAAAAUGGGGAAGACAGCAGUUGACAUGGCCAAAGUGUUGAAUUACCCUGAGAUCUCCAGGAUCCUUGAUACUACAGAUCUCUCGACUGUAAAUGGCAAUGCACCGUCCAAAGCUGAGGCGCUGUGUAAAUUUCUCAAUCAAAACUCUGAUACUUACUCUGCCUGCAAAGAGAGUCCCUCCAAGCUGAGUGAUAUUGAACUUCUGCUGCAUGGUCUGAAUCUGGAUCAUCUCUCGAACAUCAUGGUGGAAAAUGAUAUCAGUUGGAGUGACCUGUUGAUAAUGGAGAAGAGAGACUUGGAAAAGAUUGGUGUAACUAAUCCUGAGGAUCAAAAGAUGAUUCUCAGCACCAUGGAGCAGAUGCACCUUGAUAAAGUAGAUCUGGACACCCUGACGCCUCUUAAUAACAUAGACAGCGGGAGUGAAGAUUUCCUCAACUUUCUGAUCAGCCUGAAACAGCAGUGCUGUUACUUGACAGAAACUUUACAGGAUGUCAUCAGCAGAUUCCCACGUAGCCCUGCUGAGGUUGUUCUCACAUGCGAUCCCAAGAAAGAUGCUCAAGCCCUUUGCACCGAUCUUGUAACUCAGACAGGAGACCUCCAGAAAGAGAUUCUCUGUCUUAAGACCCUGCUCAGCAAGACGGAUCUCACAGAAUACAACUUUCAGCUUCAACCAGUCUCUACUGGCCAGAGGCGAACAUCCCGUAAGAGGUUUUCUGCUGUGCUUGGACUCGGAGUGCUUGGAGCAGGGCUUCUCUUUAUGCUGUCACAGUCAAAAAAACUGCACUAUUUUUGAGGUCAUGUAUUGCAGCGACGUGUGUAUUUUAAGUUGUUACCUUAGUAAUUUAUUAAUAAUUGUACGUUCUAGAUUUAGGUUAAGAAUAUGUUUUGAUUUCCCUUUUCGUGGUGCUAUUCUAAAGUGUUAUUCUUUUGGUUUUUCUGGCAAUACGCUUCAUAAAUGUUUUCCCAAAUCACAAUGUUAUCCUUCUCCACUCUUUGCUUUGUAAUCACUGUUGUCAAGUUCUAUUACAGUGGCAUCUGCCGGUCAGAGCUGGGCGGCUAGCAGUUUUUGUUUUGGAAAUUGUUUUAAUUUUGCUAAAAAAAGACAAGUCAUUGCUAGUCGCUGUCUGUGGUGCUGAAAUGUCAUUUCCGGGUGCAGGACCCCCUUACAACUAAAUUCAUGAUAAAAAGCUGGUUGCUUGAUCAGUCAUGUUCAGUUUAAUUGAACAAUUGCUUGAUACGUGUUCAUUUUUGGCUCUGAGGGGAUAAUAAAAUGUAAUAUGGCAUGUGGAAAGCCCUGUUCUGAAAAUGUUACAUAAGAUUAUUUAUUUAGAUGCAUUUAUUAUGUGCAAUCAAAAGUUAGGCCAAGUACAAUACAUUUAAAACAACCACUUUAAUGGAUAUUUUCUGCUAUUUGACUCUGUAGAAAGAUGAGAGACUUGAAUAUGUCCUCCAAGGUGCUGAAGCAAUGUCAAAUAUGUUUUUCGAUAUGUUCAAAUAUUUUUCACAAUAUUGGAAUUAAUUGUGUGAAAGGGAAUGUCAAACAGUUUCUAAAACUUAAAGUAGCGAUCAAAUGUAGAUUUAUCUGUGCUUUUUGACCAGUUUUCCAAAGCUGUUCUAUGUAGCCAAUUCGUAUAUUUCUGUGACAUUUAUGAAAAUGUAAAUGAUUAC
Puntigrus tetrazona (Sumatra barb) is the source of this 2366-nucleotide messenger RNA. It is a transcript of the gene asz1, whose product is annotated as ankyrin repeat, SAM and basic leucine zipper domain containing 1. Gene Ontology annotation, biological process: piRNA processing. The coding region runs from base 58 to 1491 and encodes 477 amino acids. The transcript is spliced from 13 exons. NCBI's taxonomy places the organism in Eukaryota, Metazoa, Chordata, Actinopteri, Cypriniformes, Cyprinidae. The record is from RefSeq and is a predicted model, not a curated record. Gene Ontology annotation, molecular function: protein binding. Gene Ontology annotation, cellular component: pi-body.